CCUCCAUCCCCUGCAACACCAAAAAACGCGUCAGAGCGAUCUUGGUUUCUAUUCAGGCGCGUCGCUGUGAUUGACCUUUCAACAUUCACAAUUCACAGAAAUCUCUACAGCCCCAAUACAGCUGCAAUAUCUAACCAAAAGACUUGGCCUGUGUGCCUGUUCUUUCCGGCAUCACCCUUUGGUUUUGUGAGCUACUGAACAUCAAGCCUAUCAACUUCAACUCCACUUUCCUGCGAUUCCAGUUACACCAACAACCAACCAGCCUCGAAUGCAGGAGUUUACAGAGCUCGCUCACAGCUGUGGCCCUUGUUGUUGCCAUCAUGGCUAGUUCAACAAGCAGUACAGGCUCCUCUAACCCAUCUACCCCUUUUGGUCUUGCCAACGGAACCCCGAUACCUGAGAAAUUCACAAGAAUACCAAAGGACCAGCAAACCCUCCUAGAUCGUGAGGAUUCAUGGAUCUCGGUCAUGAAACGUCAUCCUCGCCAGGGAACUGUCAACUUGCCACCGAAAGCCCUCGAGAACGUCACAUAUUUACACACCUCCCGCACACUACCGCCUGCUGCCCAGAAGCCGAACACACUUGGCUCCAAUGGAUUAGCUGAGGCAGAACCUGCAGCUUUGACAGCACCAAGUCAUGAACAAGAGAAUGGAAAUCACCCAAGCUCUAACCCUGGAACGCCCAUUAGCUCCUGGUCAGAGUCUCCUCGGAGGUCUCCUUGUACCCCAAGACGACAGCAUGUUACACCAUCACCAGCACCGUCUAUCAGGUCACAGGUUGCCACUGAACGCCCGUCUGGAGCAUCCAAAUUUCCUUCCCAAUCUCCUCCGCCAGACCGCCCGAGCAGCCCUCAGAUAGCGUCUUCGCCGCCCAUACAGUCAGCCCCUAAACGGCACAUUCCGCCUGUUGUUGGAUCCAAGCGUCGCCCGAUCGAGGCUUUUCCCUCAAGCAGCGCCGGUGUGGAAGAGGAGCUGGAAACAGCCAUUCCUGAUGCUCUCCUCGAGGCCACGCCACCUGUCAACCGUAUGGCUGCACGCUUGGCUACGACGUCACAAGCUGUCACAAGCCCACCCUGCGGCCAGGGAAGCAUGGUUCCAUCCACUUAUAAGGACGUUAAGAGCCCCGAAGUUAAGGCGGAAGGUCCCAACAAGAAGCGGCGCAUGAAAUCGAUCAAGUUUGAUUCAAGUCCGCAGGAGCGACCGGCGGAGAGUGGUUUUCCUUCCAAGACUUCUACUCGACCUACGGUGCUACUUUCGGCUUCCCAAGAAGAGUCAUUGCCGACAUCUUCGGCCUCACUAAUCGCUUCCACGCUUCCUAUCACUGAUGCUCGGUCGUCUCUGGUAGCCCAUCGGGUUGCGAGAGAUAUUUCAGGCCUUGGCCGAGCCGUUGCCAACGACGAACAAGUCGGUACCAAUUCGCGUUCUAGCCUAUCAACCCCAAAACCUGCUCACGUAUCUGAAGACGAGGUAAUGACAGGAGCUAGCAAUUUGUCAGGAACGCGUCAGGCUGGGGCAGACGACGGUAGCUUCAACCAAUCGACACAAAAUGCGCGUUGCCAGCAGAUACUCACAUAUCUAGACAGCGAGUGGAACAGAGAGGGUCUUGACUGGCUUCCACCAACGCUGAACCAUUUCCGGUCGACUCUGACAUAUCGCAGCCUUGAGACCUUGCAGAAAAUCACCAGCAUGGCCAUCAAAAAUGGCACCAGGCUUUCACGACUGUGGUCUGAACCUGAUGGUCUUCUCCAUCGUGCAACCCUACACCAAACGAACGGCAAACUCGUAUUUCCCGAGGAACUCGUCCACAUGACAUUUGACCUCUACGGGACGAAGAUUGCAGGAACGACGAGCCAUCGCGCAAGAACGACAGAGGAAGUCUCCAGGGGAUCAUCUCGGCCAGCGAGUCGGCGUGAAAGCCUGACCCAGGCGAGAGUUCCGAAUCCCUCGCCACCCGAGUCACCGGCUGCAGUUCAAGCCGCACAAGAGGCACUAGUCAGUCAGGUUGUUCGCACCCGUCAAAGACGUGUCGAGAGGAUUUCUCAACCGCCACUAGAGGUGACGGGCAAGACCUUUGCGCAGGCUCCUUUGGAGGCUUUCCGUAGCGCAUACCCCUCCUAUUCUGGGAGCAUUGACGACUUUGUAAAAGCAUGUCUAGCCAUCAAAGACCUACGCCGAAAACUUCUGCUUCCCAAGUGGCUCUACGAUGAUUUCAUCCGAGCUUUUGUGGAUGGCUUCGUCCCUUACAUCGAAACUCUGGACGACGACGAGCCCCCACUUUCGGCCUAUCAGUGGUACGUUGAGCAUGUCGACCGGCCGACAUUUGAAGGCGGCAUUGUGACGCGGGAGAACCUCCACCAAGUCUUCAAGGUGUACCACAGCGAAUUCAAAUCCGCAAAAGAGUCUGUUUUGGGAAAAACAUCUCCGAAUCUGGGAGCCGGACAGAUGCCUUCCUUCGACAAGGCCGAGCUGCAACUUGAGAAGUGUCCUCAAGCGACAGUUGCCCAGACGAUUGAGCCCACAGAGGCUCGACCAGAAAAUCAUGAGGCGAGAAGAACAUCCGCCGCUCUCUCCCUUUUGCCAAAUCAGUCUUCGUCUGUCACUGCUCAAGAGGCAAACAAGGGACCUGCAACUGGACGACAUGCCAGCAUCAAAGUCAAAGACCGCGGCCUUAUGUCUAUGGUAUCGCGUACUACCCUCACUGGAGGGGACAAGGGCAAACGAUUGCCAGUCAAAGAGCACCCAAUCUUGUGGGACGCUCCAGCAUCAGCUCCGGCCAUCCAGCGUCACAGGAACGCUCUCCCGAGGGACGGAGACAUCACCUUCGUUCCCAGUACCCCGCGACCUCGGACGGCGAACUCAAACGACGCCAGUUCCUUCAAGAACAACGACCAAACCCACGACGAUCGCUUUCUCGGCACUAUACCGACCACGCAGACAACCGUUCGUAAACCAAUGCUGCCGGAGUGGAAGGAUGCCAUUCCUGCGAGACUUGAUAGGAACGACAUCGUCGCAGAAACGCCUACUCGGGGCUCGGCAGCUCCUGUCAAGACCCCGACUCAGCACCCCGCGGUGCGCCGAAGCCUGCCCAUCUCAUUCACCCCCACCACACCCUCGGCCUCCUUGCCGAGCGCGGAAUCGCUGCGGGGUGGCACGCCGAAAAGCACGCUUUCGGACAACCGUAUCAAAAAGCCCAAGAACGAAACGGAGGAGGAGAGAAAGAAGCGGAAAAUGAGGGCCAAGCUUGAGAAGAUGGCCAAGGAGGGGCGCCUGGCGCCGCCGCCCAGUUCCAUGGCUCCCAAGUCGUAGAGGCUUGAUUGGGGAGACAACCAUGCCACUUUGCCUUC
Messenger RNA from Colletotrichum destructivum, 3343 nucleotides. RefSeq lists its product as uncharacterized. Bases 321 to 3305 code for a protein of 994 amino acids. NCBI's taxonomy places the organism in Eukaryota, Fungi, Ascomycota, Sordariomycetes, Glomerellales, Glomerellaceae. The transcript has a single exon. The record is from RefSeq and is a predicted model, not a curated record.